UUCAGCUGUCACUGAUUUCGUGUUCGACAGUAGUGGAGUCAACACCAUACGCUGUAUGGUCGGCACAGUGAUGAUACGGUGGAUUGAAAUAAAGUAGCCAAUGACUUUAUUUCCGAAAAGUUAAUCAUCAAACUGUAACAGCAUAAAGACGGAGGAAGACUUCGGGAGCGGGGUAAGAUGGCCGGAGAGGAGAGCGAGGCUCUGGCGGAGAGCCCGGCGGAGAGCCCGGCGGUGCCUGGCGCGUACGUGCCGUUCGUUUUGGAGGAGCGGGAGAAGAGGAGGGAGGGCUGGAAGAAGCUGGCCCGGCGGGAGGCGGGGAAGCGGUGCGCGUGCAGCGCGGACCGAGCCAAGGCUCUGGUGCUGGGCUUCUUCCCCAUCCUGAGCUGGCUCCCCGGCUACCGGCCGAGGGACUGGCUGGUGGGCGACAUGAUGUCGGGGCUCAUCGUGGGCAUCCUGCUGGUGCCCCAGUCCAUCGCGUACUCCCUGCUGGCGGGCCAGGACCCCGUGUACGGCCUCUACACCUCCUUCUUCUCCAGCAUCAUCUACACCCUCCUGGGCACCUCCAGGCACAUCUCUGUGGGCAUCUUCGGGGUCCUCUGUCUGCUGGUGGGGCAGGUGGUGGACAGGGAGCUCAUGCUGGCAGGCUACCUCGGCGAAACCAAUCAGACGGCCCUGGCUGGGGCGGGGAACCUGACCGGGCCAAUCUGCGACCGAAGCUGCUACGCCAUCAUGGUGGGGGCCACCGUCACCUUCACCGCCGGGGUCUAUCAGGUGUUGAUGGGACUCCUCCAGGUGGGCUUCGUGUCCGUGUACCUGUCGGACUCCCUGCUCAGCGGCUUCGCCACGGGGGCCUCCCUCACAAUCCUCACCUCCCAGGUGAAGUACCUGCUGGGGCUCAAGCUACCUCGCGCCCAUGGCCUGGGCUCGCUGGUGCAGACCUGGGUCAGCCUGUUCCGGAACAUCGGGCAGACCAACGUGUGCGACCUGGUCACCAGCCUGGUGUGCCUGCUGGUGCUGGUGCCCAGCAAGGAGCUGAACGACCGCUUCAAGGCCCGUCUGAAGGCGCCCAUCCCCUUCGAGCUCUUCGUGGUCAUCGGCGCCACGCUGGCCUCGCACUACGGCCGCUUCCAGGAGCGCUUCGGCUCCGACGUGUCCGGCACCAUCCCCACCGGCUUCCUGCCGCCCCAGCUCCCCAGCUGGUCGCUCAUCCCCAACGUGGCGCUGGACGCCCUCUCCAUAGCCAUCGUGGGCUUCGCCAUCACCGUCUCCCUCUCCGAGAUGUUCGCCAAGAAGCACGGCUACUUGGUGGACGCCAACCAGGAGAUGUACGCCAUCGGCUUCUGCAACAUCCUGCCGUCCUUCUUCCGCUGUUUCACCACCAGCGCCGCGCUGACCAAGACGCUGGUCAAGGAGUCCACCGGCUGCCAGACUCAGGUGUCGGGAUUGGUGACCGCACUGGUGCUGCUUCUGGUCCUGUUGGUUAUCGCCCCCCUCUUCUAUUCACUGCAGAAGUGUGUGCUGGCUGUCAUUAUUGUUGUCAAUCUCCGGGGGGCGCUGCGCAAGUUCGCUGACAUCCCCCGCAUGUGGAGGGAGAACCACGUGGACGCCACCAUCUGGCUGGUGACCAUGGGAACGUCGGCCCUGGUGAACACGGAGCUGGGCCUGCUGGUGGGGGUGCUGUUUUCGGCGUUCUGCGUCCUGGGGCGCACCCAGCGGGCCCCCGCCCUGCAGCUGGGCCAGACGGGACACCUGGACCUGUACGAGGACACGGCCGCCUACAAAGACCUGAAGACCCUCCCGGGAAUCCUGGUGUUCCGCUACGAGGCGCCGGUCUACUACGCCAACCAGACGCUGUUCAAGAAGGCCCUGUACCGCUGCGCGGGCCUGGACCCGGUCCAGGAGAAGGCCAGGCGCAGGAAGCAGGAGAAGCAGAAGAGGAAGCGGGAGGCGGACACCAACGCGGAGUCCGGGAACGUGGACGCGCAGGGCGGCGACGCGCAGGUGUCCACCAAAAUCUUCCUCCCCCAGGGCGCUGGCUUGCACACGCUGGUGAUAGACUGCGGGCCCGUCCUCUUCCUGGACACGGCCGGGGUGGGCGCGAUGAAGGAGCUGCAGAAGGACUACAGGGAGCUGGGCGUGCGGAUGCUGUUGGCCCGGUGCAAUACCUCGGUGCUGGACUCGCUUCACAGGGGGGGCUACCUGGAGCGCGCCGGCGGCGACGCGGAGAAGGUGUUCUUCACCAUCGACGACGCCGUCGGCUACGCCCGUAGCCUUCCCUGUCAGAACGGAGACUGCGAUGCAUCUCUUUUGUGAAGGGGGUUGGAAAACGGGGAAAUGUACUUGUGUUUUUGAUUUGUCAAUAUCACUGGCUAUUUCCAAAAGUGCGAGUUGUUAUUACUGUAGCUUCUGUGUUGUGUCAUUGAAGGAUCUGAUUCCUAAAAAAAUGAAUGUGAAUUUGUUGGCGGUAUGAGGUUGGCGGUUUGAGCUGACAUCUGAGAUGUUUCCUGGUUUCAGUGAAACUGAAAGGGCUGGUUCACUGCAGCAGUGCCUCCUCUUCUUUACUCCAUUAGGGCAGCGGUCACUAAUUGCUAUUGAAUCAGGCAGCUUUAUUUAAAGACGGUGUCGGUCUGUUACUUCAUCAUCGUGCUCUUUGAUAAUCAUCUCCUCUUGUUUGAAACUUGUUUGUGUAGUCUUUUGAGGUUCCCUCAUUAGGCAGCCUCUUAAAACCCAAAGGAAAGUCGCUGAAAGCGAGAUGUAGUUGACCUCAUUACUAUGCUGAAUGUACGUAGAACAGAGUCCACUGUGGCUCAGUAGAUUAGUCGAGAAAAAUCAGGAAUCUUUUUGAUAUUUAUGACAAAUGUAAUCUUGUUAAAGCCAAAAGGGAAUAUAUAGCCUUUAAGUCUUUUCUGUAUUUAAACAGAAGCCUGUUAUCUGCUUGAUUUCUUGAUCAAAUAAUUAGUCAUUUGCCUUUUAUAUGUUAUUUUAAUCAAUAUAAUGGGAUAUGACUAUUAUUUUUUAGUGUAGAGAUAGAAUUUGUAUUUAGUUUUUUUUACGUAAGCUAUUUUUACACAGUUACACAGUUUCAUGUAUAUUUGCCUACUAGGCUUGUACUAUGCAGUUGGUCAUAUUUUUAUACCAGGCUUGAAAAGAAGUGCCUUAUUGCUUUAGCUGUUACAUGGCCUUGCCUUGGAAGGAGCUGACUUUACGCCUGCUUUGUCUAAUGUCUUCUAAAAGCUCUAAACCGAUCAAAAUAUUGCUGAGGAUCUGAGAAUGGUACUUGCCCAGCGGCAGCCUUGAUUAAACUUUAAAAAGGAAGUAAGAGCUGCUCUUUCAUGUAGGAGCGUUAUAGCUCAUGACUAUGCAAAGGUAGAUGUUUACUCAAAGGGAGAGGCUUGUGCUUCCAUGGACAAUGGGACAUUCUAAGCCACGUGCUAGCUGAGAACCACAACAUUCUCCAAUAUAUGCAAGCUGACUUUACUACCAAUGAGAGAUUUCAGCAGGCUAUUGAAAUUCAAAUGCUGGCAUAAAACAGCCCAGUUUUUUUCCCACAGAUAGUUCUUUGAACACUUAAACACAAAAUUAUAAAAGCACACUAUGGGUAUACAGUAACUAUCUGAAUAGAUUGAGACUAUGAAAAAGCAACCAAUGAGAAUUUGGACGUUGAGAAGUGAUAAUAUUAGUGUUAUAAUAGAAGUGUUACAAUAAUAGUCAAUAGAGAAUCGCUUGGUUUUAACACCUGUUAAAGGAACAAUUGUCCCCACACAUGAACACCAGAUUUCUAAGUUCGCAGGAAAUUCUUCCACAUAAUUACUGAGCUCAGUAAUUGACCGGAGAAGAGGAAGUCUAAGCUUAUCAACAGGCCAGCUCACAUCAUCGCCUGGAGGAGGAGGGUAGAUUUCCAGGCUUGCUGGACUCUUUUAAGCGGUAUGGCCUGGGCUCCAUCAACAUUUGUAUUUCAUUUCGAUUUUGUUUGAGUGUUUCAUUUUCAGUGUUUGUUUUUCCUCACAAAUGGUUCCGUGAGUUUAGAAAUAAAGAAACUCAUGCGCUUUCUCACAGUUGAGCAAAGUUGUUAACUGAAUUCCACCCAUUGUCUGUGUACUAGUGUUAUAGUGUGUAGUGUAGCGUUGUGAUAUUUAAUUCAGUUAUACACGAUGACCGGUUAUAUGGCACUGUAGAUGUGUCCCUGCCCUCGUUUUGGCAUUUCAGUUAUUCAGAAAUGUAGUUUUUCGUAAGUCACUAAAUGGCGGUUUAUAUUGAAAUUGUACCUAUUCAAGGAGGCCAAAAGUUAACAACUUUGCAUUUAGUCAUGUGGGCAGACUAGUGUGCAGCAGCCAGAAAGGUUUUUGUGAUGGGAACAGAUAACCAGGUUAUCGACUUUCCUGGAGAGUAGUCACGGAAGAGGGUGGAUAAACUGGUAAAUCUGUCAUGUAAAUUUUAGCUGCAGACAAUGUUUUGUGUUUAAUCCUCGAAGCCAUCUUUAAAAAAAAAUCCUAAAGCGUAACUUGGAUAAAGUUUCCGUCCUAUCACAGCUCUUCCAGAGCUGGUGACUCCGUCCAGUAAAAUGCAUGUGUAGGCUUAGUAGAAGGAGAGGCAGUUUGGCCACUUUUAAAGCAGAGCUUCUGGCUCAUGAAUGAUCUCUGCUAUAAUUUCUGUUACAGUACAAUGACUUUCUUUGCCAUUACAAUGUGAAUCACAACUUUCCUGAUGAGCUGGAUGUAGCUUAUAUCCAUGGGUCAUUACCCAUCAGCCCCUGUGUGUGGGCUUACUAUACCUCAGCGUUUGUUAUUUUACUGCUGUGUGCCUUUUUUUUAAACCAAAAAAUAAUAGUAGUCAUGUAUAGUUUGAGGUAUGUGAUAAGACUAAUCUUAUUAAGGAUCAGUAAUCACUGUUCCUGUAUGGUAACUUUUUUUGCCAACACAAGCAAACAAACAAACCAACAAACAAAAAACAAAGGCAGUCAAAAACCUGUUCUUGGAUGUGAGUGAAAUAUCUAUUUUAAGGGAACCAAUCAAAGAAAACGCACAAUUUCAGCCUCCUGAGUGGCUCAGUUGGUGAUGGUGUUUGGUGUGAACACAGGCUGGGCCCUACAGCAUAAACAGCACAGCUUUGAGCCUGGGCUGUGUCGUUAGCCAGCUCUGAUUGGGAGUCUACAGCAGUGGAAUGCUACUGGCUUUGUCUCAGUAGGGUGCGUGUGGCCGAUGGGGGUUCUGAAUUCUGAAUCUUGUGUGUUGUUCCUCCCAAUUAUUUUCUGGCUUAAUUUGUGACCUUUCGCCUUUCACAAAAUGAGAUUUGCACAUCGGUUUACUUGAGGCAAUUUUCCAUGAUUAUGGGAAGUUACAUUUGUGAAAUGAUUUUUGUUCCCUUGCAUAAGAGCAGUUUACUCAAAUACUGUGCAAUGCCUCAUGAUGCAAGUGCUGUACACUUUGUGGUAUUUCUUCUUCCACUUUUGGCAAAUAAAGCAAAUCUGUCUGCUUCAGAUAACAA
Anguilla rostrata (American eel) is the source of this 5484-nucleotide messenger RNA. RefSeq names its product solute carrier family 26 member 2 (gene slc26a2). Gene Ontology annotation, molecular function: bicarbonate transmembrane transporter activity; oxalate transmembrane transporter activity; chloride transmembrane transporter activity. The coding region runs from base 178 to 2313 and encodes 711 amino acids. Gene Ontology annotation, cellular component: plasma membrane. The transcript has 4 exons. Gene Ontology annotation, biological process: transmembrane transport. The record is from RefSeq and is a predicted model, not a curated record. NCBI's taxonomy places the organism in Eukaryota, Metazoa, Chordata, Actinopteri, Anguilliformes, Anguillidae.